This is a messenger RNA of Morus notabilis, 2916 nucleotides long. RefSeq names its product TSL-kinase interacting protein 1. Gene Ontology annotation, biological process: pattern specification process. Gene Ontology annotation, molecular function: chromatin binding. Lineage: Eukaryota; Viridiplantae; Streptophyta; Magnoliopsida; Rosales; Moraceae. Gene Ontology annotation, cellular component: nucleus. The record is from RefSeq and is a predicted model, not a curated record. Bases 218 to 2605 code for a protein of 795 amino acids. The transcript has 14 exons.
UCCUUUUUUUUUCUUCGAAAGUAAAAUUCGUUCCUUCUCUUUUCGUCUCACCACCACACCGAACUGUAGACGUCUGUCGGAAGAUUCUCUCCGGUUUCCAUCGCUUUCUCCGAGGCUCGAAGCCUCCAUUUUCGUUUCUAGGGAUUUCUCCAUCGAUUAUCCUUUCAAAAUCUCUCUCAGGAACAUGAGCAUAUACAGUUGAUGUUGCGCAUUUAACAUGCUGAUGGAGUCGGGAGUCAUCUUGCAAUCUGAGGCAAACCUCCAUUCGGAGAAUAUUGCGAUCCAUGAGAGAGAUCAUGGGGUAGCCUCAUUGGCACCAAUUAACAUUGUUCCUCAGCAGCCAGUUAAAAAGCCAACACGUCAGUGGGCUGCUUGGACCCGUCAAGAGGAGGAAAAUUUCUUUACUGGGCUACGACAAGUUGGCAAGAAUUUUGAAAAGAUCACUUGUCGUGUGCAAAGUAAAAAUAAGGAUCAGGUCAGACACUAUUACUAUCGUCUUGUAAGGCGUAUGAACAAGCUUCUUGGUCCAGGAUUGUAUCUUGAUGCUAAAAAUUCUAAAGAUACUAAUGCUGCCAUGCUUCGUUGGUGGUCUUUAUUAGAAAAGUAUAGCUGCAAAGCAUCAAAACUUCACUUGAAGCCUCGAAGAUUUAAGAUAUUUGUAGAAGCCUUGGAGCACCAACUCCUAAAAGAUCGUAAGAAAAGUGUUAGGAAGCGGCCUCCUCAAGGGGAAUACAGCUCUCCUGUUUCAAGCUCAGUUUCAAAUCAGAGUAGAGUGCCUGGACAGGAUAAUCGUACUGUUAAACUAGUUCUUGUUGAUAGUCAAAACAUUCAGAAAGUAGGAUCUGGAAAAGCAUCAUCAAAGCGCAAUGUAAAUGUAAGCACUAACCGUGGUAACAGUAAAGGUGACUCAACUACCAUGAAGCCUGCAAGGCAAAGGAGGAAACCAGGUUAUCUAUCUGUUGUAUCAUCAGCGGCCUAUAAAAAAUGGGAAAAAGCGGCAAUUGCUGGGGUUUCUUUGGUUGCUGAUGCUGCUGAACACUUGGAGCGGACAACAAUUGAUAAAGAGAUUGAACAAGACCAAAGUACUUCAGGGCAAACCAAGAGUUCUUACCCUCUUGGACAAGUUCUUCACUCUUUGCCUACUUUUCCUCAAAGUCCUUUUGUUGAGAAUAACAUACAUUCAGCUAUGAAACUCAAGCUCCAGCUGUUCCCAAUUGAUGAUGGUACUAGGAGAGCGUUGGAAAUGGAUAAACACAAUCCCCACCUUGAGCUUACUCUUAGUAGUCGGAAAAGAAUAUCAUCAGUUUUGGAACAUCUGAAUCGCAAAUGGGGUAGUUCAAGUAUUGCAUCUGGAGAGCUAAUGCUUUUCCCUUAUGGUGCCCAAAGGGACAGCCUGGUGGGUUGUCAGAGAUGGACACAGGACUCAGUUGUUAGUGCUGCGGAUGUAUAUGCUAUGAUUGGAAGCCCUCCUGUUUUUCGUUUAAGGUAUUGUUGGUUUCCCACUUCUGAACAUGAGACUAUCGCAUUGCAAGAGAAAGCACCUGCAGCAUCUUGCUGCAUUCCAAGAGAGCAUGAUCCGAAUAUGGAAACGAGGGAUGAGGCAAUUAUGAGUUCAGCAUCCAUCUCUCAGCCAGCAACCAAUUAUCAGGCAACGGGUCCCAAUAACAAUAAUCUAGUAUCGGUGAACAAAAACCACACUUACACGUUGACCUCAACCAAUGUGCCCAAUGAAAGGCCUAACGUUGAAGGUCCGGUUGAUAACCUGGUGGAGUCCUCUGACCCUACUGUAAAUAAAUCGUGGCAUGGAAAGGGGGCUGGUGAAGAGACUAUUACAAGACAUUUGGGAGAUAUGGAUGGCAUGCGAUUGUGCAACGGAAGCGGUCUAUCUGCUGGGGAGUGGGCUGACAGCCUCACCAACGUAAGUGUUGGAGAUCUGCUUUCAGGAAUGUCUCAGGAUAUAAAUGCUAACUGCAUGCAUCCACCUAUUCCUGAAAGCUCUCACUGCCUUCAGCAGGUUCCGUUCAGCUGUGACUCAUUUGAUGCAGCUAUUGCCGCUCAUAUUUCUCGACAGCAAGACAAGAUGGGAUGCCAACCUAUCUUGGAAUCUCAGGCACCUUCCAUCUUGGAUGCUGAAGAAACAUGCGAUGGCUUCUUAUUUCAAAGGAACCAAGUUCAUCGCGAGGAGACUCAAUGUUUUUUAGGUGUUGCUUCUGUGAGCACUUACAAACAAACUGCUAGAACAAGCUUGAUGGACUCUGGCUAUUUGGAUGAGGAGUUAUCAGAUGUGGACGGGCCAACUGAUAAUUCUUCUCAAGGAGAUCCUAUGGAUGAGUGUGAGCCGGUAAAAGAUUUCAAUGAUCUUGCAGAUAUUUAUUGGCCUGAUUCCCUAGGACCGCUAGAUUUGGAUAUACCAUCUUCCAAGUACCACAGUGAAGAUAUAAUUCUGAGCGAUAGUCUUGGUGGGUUAAACCGACUGAUAGCCAGCAGUCUGGAUGCGUUUCAGAAUUGCUCGUUUUUUGGGAUGGACAAGAAAGAAUCAGCAUCAACAGUCGAAGCUCGAGAAACUACCUCCUUUUCAAAUUUUAAAAUUGGCAGUGAACUUUGAGCUUUGUUGAAUUGAUUACUGGUGGUGACAUCUUCUAGAUGCGAGCUUUAACGUUGGAGUAUAGAGUAUACAAAUGAUCUCCCAGAUCAGCUGACUUCAGAUGGUUGCAUACUAAAGGUGCUUUUGCCAGCCAAAGAGAUUCCGGCAUUUGCUUGCAUUGUUUUUCUGAUUGAAAUAUAUCGGAAGAAAAUUCUCAUAGUUUGCUCCGGCUUUUAUUGUUUUGAUAGUUCUCUGUAAAUUGUGAUCACAAAGCUGAUGUGAGGAGCUGUGUGCAACCUUAACAGACCAAAAAGGACUUUGUUAAGUGGACA